This is a messenger RNA of Scaptodrosophila lebanonensis, 634 nucleotides long. RefSeq lists its product as uncharacterized. The coding region runs from base 66 to 536 and encodes 156 amino acids. The record is from RefSeq and is a predicted model, not a curated record. NCBI's taxonomy places the organism in Eukaryota, Metazoa, Arthropoda, Insecta, Diptera, Drosophilidae. The transcript has 4 exons.
UGUUGCCGGCAGUCGAGUUCGUUGCCUAAAUCUUUCGUUGUAUCUUUGUGUCAAAAGUUGAAAAUAUGAAAUACACUUUGUUCGCUGCCUGCCUUCUGGCCACUCUCUGCGCUGGCGUUUUUGCCUCUUCCGAUGCUGGCCAAUUCGUGCCGCGAGCUUUCUUCACACUGGACUCUGAGGGUCAUCAGUCGAGAGUGCAUCCAGUGAGCGCCCAUUUGCUGCGCCGUCUGCGUCGUGAUGUCGGAUACUCCUCAUCAUCGUCAUCGUCUUCAUCGUCCAGCUCAUCAUCGGAUGGAAAAGUGCAUUUCACUAGCCAGCACGUCCAUUACAAUUCACAGGGUCUUGACCAGCCUACUAGUGUAGACUCCCGCUUUGGUGGCACCUCCUCGACAUAUGGAUCGAGCAGGAGACCUGUGGCCCAGGUGGUACAGCAAAGCGGUGUGGCUGAUUCUACUGGCGUACAUGUGCUUACCACUCAGGGUAAACUGGAUAAUACAGGAAAAUACACCGUCACCUCGCAGCAGUCUCAUCUCUAGUUAAGUAAAUAUAUAAGCAGUAGUUUACAAUUUAAAUAAAAUUUCGAUAGUGCCUGUUGAAAAGCAAUAAAAGUAAAGCCAACUCAUACUCGUAACAA